Molecule: messenger RNA, 1192 nt
Organism: Prunus avium (sweet cherry)
Lineage: Eukaryota; Viridiplantae; Streptophyta; Magnoliopsida; Rosales; Rosaceae
Product: pectinesterase inhibitor 4
Biological process (GO): negative regulation of catalytic activity
Molecular function (GO): enzyme inhibitor activity
Source: RefSeq, a predicted model, not a curated record
UUCAAAGUCACCUGAGAGUUGCCUAUAAAUUGGCAAUCGGCAUCCCAGCAUACACAAACACACCCAUCAAUUCAAGAAAAUACAAAAUGGGAGCUCAAACUUUCACAACCCCAACCUCAAAUUCAAACAAUGCUCUCACAUUUCUCCUCCCAAUUCUCCUAUUGAUCUUCAUGCCAAACAUGCACACAACCUUGGCAACUUCUUCUUCUUCUCAGACCUACAAAACCUACGUCAAAACUGCCUGCAACACAACCACAUACCCACUAAUUUGCUACAAAUCUCUCUCCUCAUACGCCUCCAAAGUCAAAUCCGAUCCUCAUAAGCUUUGUACCUAUGCCCUCUCCGUUACCCUAAAAGCAGCAAAAAACGCCUCUUCCGUAGUUUCAAAGCUAUAUAAAAAUACAGGAUUAACCCCAUCCGAGAAAGGGGUGGUCGAGGAUUGUAUAGACAAUAUUAAGGACUCCAUCGACGAGCUCAAACAGUCAGUGAGUUCCAUGAGCAAUUUGGGGGUUUCGGGUUCCGACGUGCAAUUACAAUUGGAUGAUAUAAAGACUUGGGUUAGCGCCGUCAUCACGGAUGACGCUACUUGCACGGAUGGAUUUGAUGGUGUGAAGGUAAGCACCGCGGUUAAGACCGCCAUCAAGAACAGCAUUGUGAAUGCUGCUAGGUUGGCUAGCAAUGCUCUUUCUCUCAUUGACAGCCUCAUUUACUAGUUCAACCUAUACCCUUUGUAUUUCCUGACUUCUAUAUUUUAUAUUUUAUUUUACUUUGGUUGAUAGAAAGUUUAUAGAUUUUAUAAUUUAUGUGUGUUUAAUGUAAUUAAAAGUUGUGUGAAAUCACCUCAUUCCUUAACCAUGAGGUUGGGGGUUCGAUCCCCGCUCAUGGGAAUUGAGCGCAUUUCGUGGCCAGCCGUUUACCUCCAUUGGGAGAGCUCCCGCGACGAAAGGAAUUAGUCAUUGUUGUCGGCUAUGGAUACCCUUGGGUCUCACCUAAAAAAAGUUGUGUGAAAUGGUUUUGUGACAGUUGGAAGAGUGGUUUGUAUGUAAUUAUGUAUACUACUACUACUAUAUGUAAUGUUGUACAACAGAGGGAGUUUUGAGCAAUUUGAUAACAAAUAAGCAAGCCCCUCAGCCCCCCCAUGUUGAUCAAAGAUCCCAUCUAUAAUAAUUGGCGAUCGACAGAACUUUUAUUC